AUGGCGGCUAACGCGACCACUAACCCCUCUCAGCUCUUGCCGCUCGAACUUGUGGAUAAAUGCAUAGGUUCACGCAUUCAUAUUGUGAUGAAGAGUGAUAAAGAAAUUGUUGGAACCCUUCUAGGAUUUGAUGACUUUGUCAAUAUGGUGUUGGAAGACGUUACAGAAUUUGAGAUUACACCAGAGGGCAGAAGAAUCACAAAGCUAGACCAGAUUUUGCUAAAUGGAAAUAAUAUAACAAUGCUUGUUCCUGGAGGAGAAGGACCUGAAGUAUAA
Molecule: messenger RNA, 276 nt
Organism: Mesitornis unicolor (brown roatelo)
Lineage: Eukaryota; Metazoa; Chordata; Aves; Mesitornithiformes; Mesitornithidae
Gene: LSM5
Product: LSM5 homolog, U6 small nuclear RNA associated (S. cerevisiae)
Exons: 5
Coding region: 1-276 (91 amino acids)
Biological process (GO): mRNA splicing, via spliceosome
Cellular component (GO): U4/U6 x U5 tri-snRNP complex; U6 snRNP; Lsm1-7-Pat1 complex
Molecular function (GO): RNA binding
Source: RefSeq, a predicted model, not a curated record